AUGGAGGUUGAGGGAGCCAUCAUAAAGGCAGCGGGCAUCAUCGUUUACACCGUCGACGCACUUGCGAAGGAAGUGAAAUACUUGCUGCUUAAAGCGUCAAACAAGCCGUUCCACUGGACACCCCCAAAAGGUAACGUCUAUAGCACUACGUCGCCCGAUGAGCGCGUAACUCCAACACAUCAAGCAUACAGGGCGCUUAGACCCCGAUACAAGGCACACGACAGGGACAAGGAGUGCGUUUACUAUCUGGGAAAGCUGACAGAUCCGGACUCCAAGAUAACACUAUCGCACGAACACAUCGACCACGCAUGGGUUUCGGCAAGCAACAUCAACGAGUAUUGCGACAAAGAGUCGCUGUGCAACAUGAUCGCACAUGCAGAGGAACACAUCAAAGGCAAACUGCAUUAG
Molecule: messenger RNA, 408 nt
Organism: Babesia bigemina
Lineage: Eukaryota; Apicomplexa; Aconoidasida; Piroplasmida; Babesiidae
Product: DIADENOSINE 5,5-P1,P4-TETRAPHOSPHATE PYROPHOSPHOHYDROLASE MUTT,putative
Exons: 3
Coding region: 1-408 (135 amino acids)
Source: RefSeq, a predicted model, not a curated record